This is a messenger RNA of Bactrocera neohumeralis, 555 nucleotides long. Its product is annotated as histone-lysine N-methyltransferase SETMAR-like. The transcript has a single exon. NCBI's taxonomy places the organism in Eukaryota, Metazoa, Arthropoda, Insecta, Diptera, Tephritidae. The record is from RefSeq and is a predicted model, not a curated record. The coding region runs from base 1 to 555 and encodes 184 amino acids. Gene Ontology annotation, molecular function: nucleic acid binding.
AUGUUCAAGCGUAAUAAACCCGAGUUUUUGCGCCGCUAUGUGUCAAUGGAUGACACAUGGCUCCAUCAUUUCACACCAAAGAUCAAUCGACAGUCAGCCGAGUGGACUGCACACGAUGAAACCGCUCCAAAACGUGGAAAAAUUCAACAGUCGUCUGGAAAAGUUAUGGCGUUUGUAUUUUGGGAUACCUUGAAAAAGAAAAGACUAUCAGCAGCGACUAUUAAAUUAUCGGACCAUUUGAAGGUCAAAAUCGUCGAAAAACGGCCACAUUUGAAGAAAAAGAAAGUGCUGUUUCACCAAGACCAUGCACCGUAUUACAAUUCAGUGAAAACGACAGCAAAAAUUCAAGAAUUGAGCUUCGAAUCGGGUCUAUACCCACCGUAUUCUCCAGGUUUGAUCCCAAGCGACUAUGUAUUUGUUCUCAGAUCUCACAUGACUGAAAAAACUGAAAACUAUUUUGAAGCAAAGAACGAAUCGUACGAUAAAAAUGGUAUCGAGAAGUUGGAGGGUCGUUAUAGUCAGUGCAUCUCCCUUGAAGGGAAUUUUGUUGAAUAA